This is a messenger RNA of Eufriesea mexicana, 636 nucleotides long. RefSeq lists its product as uncharacterized. Gene Ontology annotation, cellular component: membrane. Lineage: Eukaryota; Metazoa; Arthropoda; Insecta; Hymenoptera; Apidae. Gene Ontology annotation, biological process: sensory perception of smell. The transcript is spliced from 4 exons. The record is from RefSeq and is a predicted model, not a curated record. Gene Ontology annotation, molecular function: odorant binding; olfactory receptor activity. Bases 1 to 636 code for a protein of 211 amino acids.
AUGACGGCGGCCAAAGUUCUGGACAUAUCCUUAACCACCUUCGCCGACGUGAGUAUCAAGAAAUCAGAUCUUCGUAUGAAUCAGCAUCUGUACGCCAUGCAAAACAUAUAUUUUUUAGUUCCUAAAGGCGUCUUUGGGCUACCUAAACAUGCUGCGAAGAGUCAUUUAAAACUGAUGAUGAUGAUAGCAUUCAUGAUGUACUGCGGAGGUUUGGGCUACAGGACGAUUAUUCCACUCUCAAAGGGCAGAAUCCUGCUGCCGAAUAAUUCGACUAUAAGACUGUUACCAUGCCCGAGUUAUUUUAUGUUCUUUAACGAGCAGGCUACACCGAAUUACGAGAUAAUCUUCGUUAUGCAAAUUCUGGGAGGAUUCUUCAACUAUUCUACGCUAUGCGCUAGCGCUGGUACUUGCACGAUGCUUUGCCUACACGGCAACAACGUUAAACAGAAAUCCAUCACGCUGAACUGGUACCGAUUUCCUAUGAAAAAGGUACGCAACUUAUUACUCGUGAUACUUAUGUCGAGUCAACCAGUAAAAGUGACGGCGGGGAAAUUUUUAGAUUUGUCUCUGAUCACCUUUACCGAUAUCAUGAAAAUUUCGAUGGGAUACUUAAACGUAUUACGAGAAGUCACUUAA